Scophthalmus maximus (turbot) is the source of this 6341-nucleotide messenger RNA. RefSeq names its product RAS p21 protein activator 2 (gene rasa2). The record is from RefSeq and is a predicted model, not a curated record. Gene Ontology annotation, biological process: intracellular signal transduction; regulation of GTPase activity. The transcript is spliced from 24 exons. The coding region runs from base 231 to 2699 and encodes 822 amino acids. NCBI's taxonomy places the organism in Eukaryota, Metazoa, Chordata, Actinopteri, Pleuronectiformes, Scophthalmidae.
UUAGAGGAAGCUUCACAUUAACUUCUAAGAACGUUGGAGUGCGCGCGCGCGCGCGCGCGCGUUGUGUUUGCGCGCGUGCGUGCGUGUCGUUGCGCGCGUGUGUGUGUGGUGCGGGAGCUGACGUGACGCGGCAGUGGGGCUGUCUUUCCUCCGCUCCGGUUGCAUUCAUAAACGGAUAUGAUAACCCAGCGCUGAGCGCAGCGGAGCAGCGACAACAGUCAGCGCUGACCAUGGCGGAAGAGGACGACGCGACGAUUCGGAUUUUACAGAGCCUGCGGGGGAAAAUAUGUGAAGCUAAGAACCUGGGCCCAGUGUCGGGUCCCAAUCGACAAAGGGAUCUCUGUACCUUUUGCACCAUAAGUCUGGAUCAGGAGGAGGUGUUUCGCACCAAGGUGUAUGACAAAAGCGUCAGCCCUUUCUACGGAGAAGACUUUUACUUUGAGAUCCCGCGUCCAUUUCAGUGUUUAUCCUAUUAUGUUUAUGCCAAGAGCGUUUUUCAAAGGGACCUACCUGUUGGCAAGGUUUCAAUCCGGAAGGAUGACCUGUGUAAAUACAGUGGGAAUGAGAACUGGUUUAGCCUUCAGCCAGUAGAUCCUAACUCAGAAGUUCAGGGUAAAGUUCACCUUGAGAUGCGAUUGAAUGAAGUGAUCACAGACAACGGCUCAGUAGGUCAGCACUUACUAGUACGGAUAAUCGAGUGCCAGGAGCUGCCUUUGAUCAGUGGGCAGAACUGUGACCCCUAUGCCACCGUGUCACUCGUUGGACCUGCCAGAUCUGACCAAAAGAAAACAAAGGUGAAGAAGAAAACCAGCAACCCUCAUUUUGAAGAGACCUUCUUCUUCGAGGUCACGCGAUCCAGCAGCUACUCUAAAAAGUCUCAUUUCCAGGUGGAGGAGGAGGACAUUGAAAAACUUGAGAUCAAAGUUGAUUUGUGGAACAAUGAGAAUCUGGCUCAGGAUGUGUUUCUUGGUGAGACGCGGGUCCCGGUCAAGAUCCUGCGAAAGGACUCCAUCCACAAAGCCUGGUAUCUCCUCCAGCCUAAAGGGAACGGCAGCAAGUCCAAGUCGGAUGAUUUGGGUUCCUUGCGUUUGAAGCUGACCUACAUAGAAGACACGGUGCUGCCAUCUGCCUGCUACACACCACUCUGCAACCUGCUGCUCAAAUCCCCGGAUGUGAAGCCCAUCUCGGCGUCGGCAGCACACAUCCUGGGGGACAUCUACCGAGAGCGUUACGAGGCCGUCCUGCCCAUGGUUCGACUGCUGCUCCACCACAAUCGCUUUGUGCCUUUCGUCUCCGCUGUGGCCGCGCUAGAGCUGGACAACACUCAGGAGGCUAACACUAUAUUCCGUGGCAACUCACUGGCAACGCGCUGCAUUGACGACAUGAUGAAGAUUGUGGGAAAAAAUUACCUGGCGGUUACUCUGAAGCCUGUAAUAGAUGAGAUUUGUGAAUCCAACAAAACCUGUGAGAUAGACCCAGUUAAACUAAAAGAAGGUGACAACGUGGAGGUCAACAAGGAGAAUCUACAGGGUUACGUCCAGAAGGUCUUUUCUUCCAUCACCCAGUCCAGUUCGAGUUGUCCCCCACUCAUGUGCGAUGUCUUCAGGUCACUGAGACAUUUGGCCUGUAAACGUUUCCCAGCCGACCCACAUGUCCAGUACUCGGCUGUUAGCAGCUUUGUGUUCCUGCGCUUCUUUGCCGUUGCUGUUCUUUCUCCGCACUCCUUCCAACUCCGUUCCCAUCAUCCCGAUCCUGAGAUUUCCCGCACGCUCACUCUCAUCUCAAAAACCAUCCAGACUCUGGGCAGCUGGGGAAGCUUGUCAAAAAAACUGUCUAGUUUCAAAGAAACCUACAUGUACGACUUCUUCAAAUCAUUCCAAGAGGACAAGUGUAUCGAAAAAGUUAAAAAGUUUCUAGACGAGAUCUCCUCUAACGUCAGCAAGGAGUCUAGUGGGCUGGAGAAUGCAGUAGUUCUCAAGGAGGGGGAAGUACAGAAACGUGCCCAGGGGAAGAAACGCCUUGGGAAGAGAAACUUCAAGAAGAGGUGGCUCAGAGUGAGCAGUAGGGAGCUCUCCUAUCACAAGCAUAAAGGGAAGGAGGCCCUCUGCGUCAUCGACGUCAAAAAUAUCCAGGCGGUGGAGAAGCUGGAUGAAAGUGCCUUUAGCCGCAAAAAUAUGUUCCAGGUCGUCCACUCCGAGAAGCCCCUGUACGUGCAGGCAGGAAACUGUGUGGAGGCCAGUGAGUGGCUGGAGGUCCUGGGCCAGGUCACUCGCUGCAACGAGGGACGCCUGGCCAACUUCCACACAUCGAAUUACACCAGUGGGACCUGGCAAUGCUGCAAGAACCAGAACAACAAUGCUCCAGGCUGUAAGCCCUGCACGACCACCGUGCUGGCCAAUCUACAGCUGGACAUAGACUGUGACCGGGAGACGGAGAGAGUUUUCUCCCUUCUCUCUUCAAAUGACACCAAACUGCAGGACAUGGAGGAUGCGUGUGCCAGCAUGGCGGUGUACCAGGGCCCUCAGCGGGAGCAGGAGGAGUGCUCCAAGUUCACCAUUCAGGAACCCAAAGAGACCUUUCAGACGCUCAAGCAGCUCCGCAACGUCAUGGAGGAGCUCCAGAGGCAGCACAACGUCAGGAACGACACCACCGCGCAGUACGGCAGCCUGGACAACCCGAUAGUGGGGAAAACCUCCUAACCAGGGCGGGCAGGUGUGGCCUGAGGCGGCCGCACCAGCAGUUUGUCAGCACAUCACAUGGGAGGAGCACUGCGGUGACACACCGGGGGUCUUACAGAAUCCUCGGGAGCCGUCCCCUCUCCGAGAACAGCUGCCGCGCGUCCGGGAGAAGAACAUCGGAUACACCCUGACCUCCGGACACCCCGACUCCACUACAGCUACGAGGUGUGGACGGAUUGUCCUCGUCUCCUUCUCCGCUCCUCCUGAUUUUACGUCUCCAGCUGUGUGAGAAAAAAAAGGCAUCAGUAGGAUAAGUGUGAAUAGGCUGCUAUUUUUUUAAUUUAUUCACCCAGUUUUUUAUAUCAACAGCUGUGAUGAUACUCUCCCAAUUUUUCAGCAUUUUGCCCUGGGCGUCUCUCUCUUUGGAGGUGAUCGAUAAUCAUAACCUCUGGAGGUCCGUGCCCGAGUACGUUUAAAUCUUUCCCUGUUCGUAGUGUCCUCUUUCUCCUCUGAACAAAUGUAUAUAUAUUUUCUAGUACAGUUGCGUAGAUGAAACCGACCUGCCUUACUUUGAUGGAUGUUUCUUUCAGAUUAAAUGCUGAGGGAAUAAUGCAGAAGCACUUUAAAUAUUUGGAGCGCUCCAAAUGUAAAAUGAUUAGAUACGUGGUAUCAGCUUCCCCCCCAUUCGAUCAGUUACAUGAUCCCGAGUACAUUUUUGUUUCAUUCCUGUACAAUAACAUGGAUAGCCUGUAGUUUUUAAGAUAUUUUUCUUGACCAAAGACAAUUUCAUAGGAUUGACUUGAAAUAAGAAAUAUGUAUUUUGAAUACGAAUGUUCUAAAAAUGGAUAUAUAUAUAUAUAUAUAUAUAUGUAUAUAUAUAUAUAUAUAUAUAUACAUAUAUAUAUAUAUAUAGUUUAUGUGUACAUUUUUUGCUAACAUAUCCUUUACUUUUAAGUGACUUCAGUUAAAUGGAUCGCAUGUGUUCAGUUUUGAAUCCUGAUUGCACAUGGCUGUGGCGUAGAGUUGUAUUUCGCUGUGAUUGUGAAUCGUGUUGGUUACGUUGUACUUCAGAUCUUUGCCGUCGUGUCGAGAGCAUUGCAGCAUCUCUAUAGUGGCUGAGGAAUGAAACCAUGGAGGAACCAAUGAGUGUAACAAAUGAGCCCUGUUAUCCCAGAAUUUGCCCCCAAGAACCGCGGCAGCCAACAAACACGUCAUGUCCUUUUCUUCUUCUUCUUCUUGUUUUUUUUUUUUCUUUUAAUUUUAAUAUUUUCGAACCAUCAGUCCUGUGCAGCUCCAGCUGUUGUAUUUCUGGGUUUUAGACAAAGAGUUUGAAAUGCGACACUGUGUGUUGUUUUAAGUUUUCCUCAGCUGUCGGCCACAGCACGUCACUGCCAAAACUACUGCCUAGCCCCGACAGUCAAGAAAAGUCACAUGUUGCAAAACAAAAAAAUAAUGAUGCAUUCACUGAUGCAUGAUAAUAAUAAUAAUAUUAAUAAUAAUUAAAGUAAUAAUAAUAACUCAAUUUUUUUGCUGUUCAAGUGGCUCAUAUCCUCGACAAAUUUUUAACCCAACAAUCAUAUUCUGCAGAAGUAGUACUGCAUCUGAUCAGUAUCAGUAUGAGCUGACAGAAAAACAUUGUUGCUUGAUUCUUUUGAACAUUUCAGUUCAUAAUAUGAAAUGGAUAUUAAUAUACGAUACAGAAACUAAAACCCCUUUUUAAAAGAAGAAAAAUGUCUAAUCGAUGAAUCGACAAACAAAUUAGAUUUUGAUUCAAUCCUGUUUUCCAUCAUUUGCCCAUUUGAACAAUGAAGUGUUGAAACGAUACAAAAGAAACUUGAAUUGACUUUAACAAAAAAAAGUCAAACAUUUGAAUGCUGAUGAUACAGGGUUAACCAUGUUUUGGUUUUGCUUUGGUUUUUUUGCUUGUGGAAACUAGUUGUUUUGCCUUAGGUCCGUCAUAUAUUUCUAACGUGCAUGUCUUGUAUAUUUAACAAUAUAUUUUUAUAGGAAACCCUUUUUCUUUUUAAUCUUUUUUUAAACACCGAUUUAAUUGUUGCUAUACUGGUACAGUACCUUGUCCUUUACUCUGCAGCACUUCUUUGAGGAUGGCCACUUAUUGUCUUUGUCGUACACGUAGCUGCUGCCGAACCUCCACUUGUCCACUGACGCAGAGUCCGUGAAGUGAAAAUUUGUGUUCACGUGCAGGCGGAGUGAAUGAACUGCCUGAUUAGAGCCAAACUACAAAUGAAAAAUGAUUGAUUUUGAACAAAACAAAAAGGAAAAUCAUUGGCUGAUGAACUUUUUUCUGCUUGUGAAACGUUUUUAGUCAAACAUGGGUAAAAACGUAAAAGACUUCUCUGGAUUAAAUUUCAACAACAAAAACUGAAUCUGAAUCUUAACCAACCCAGAGCAUAAAGAUAUUGUUAUAUACCAUAUAUGUUUGCAUGUCAGCCGCUGGUUCUCAAUAAGAGCCACUACAUGAGCAGUGCUGCUGUUCAUUUUCACAUGAAGGUGAACAUGUUUUUUGGUUUUUAUUUCCUCUCACCUUGCCACUGAAUUAGGUUUUCAUCUGCUCCCAAUAACGAUAUUUCCCCUGGUCAUUGCAUUGUCCUUUGUCAGAAUAUGAAUGAGAUGUAAGGCUGUAGCAAGGAAAAUGGUUGGUUAACCAAAAUCAUACCUUCUCUUCAACCAAUCGAUGGUCGCAGGAAAAAAAAAAAAUCAGCACGUUACCUCUAGAUUAAUCAGCCACACUCCACUGAGUGUGUAGCCUUGUUGCCUAAUGGGUUUUAAAUUAACACAAAAAGAAAGUAUUUGCAGCAUAUUAAACCAUUAGUAGACCAUACACAUUGGUGUGUGUGUAUAUAUAUAUAUAUAUGUAUGCCAAUUUGGAUGUGUUCACACUCAAAGCCUCAAGCAUCUAACACAAAGUUGGCGGAGCCUCCUAUUGCAGAUUAUCAUACUGUUUUUAGAUGAUGUACGUAGUAACAUGUCUUUUUGAAAUCAUCAAUUGUCCGACCAAAGAGAAUUUGACCGGAUGAGAACAUAUGGACCAACGAAUCGACCAAUCGCCUGCGGGACUACAGACGCAGUAGCUGUCCUGACUCGUUGGACUGUGGCCAAAAGGGGUUAGGUUCACCAAAUGUCACUAAACUACAAGAUAAAUAUAAUGUUUUUUGCUUUGAACAAUCAGAUGAAUCAUAUCUGAUGUGUGCCUCUGAUCUCUUGAUGUUCGUCAUGAAAAUGGGAAAAUGUCCAGGUCUAUAUUACAACUAAAACCGAUUUCAGGGUUUUGUGAUCCAAAUUGUGUUUCCGAGCACAGCGACAGGGUUUUCAUUUCUAAUCAAAUGCUGAAGUACCCCUUGUUUACCAACUUUCAUCUGUUGUGGAACAGUCGUGGUAGAGUGCAGAUGUAAAAGACAGUGUGAAGGUUUUAAUAGGAUUUUUCUAUUAAUGUUAAAGCUUUUUUUGUGUCCAGUGUACAGUCAGUACUUAGAGAACGCAGAUGGUAUCUUCACAUCUCCAACUAAUUUCUAAUGAAUGUUUCCAUGCGGCUUCAAUACGGCGUCUAUUUUUUUUUUUUUAUGCACAUGAAAUGUUUUAUUUUUCAUACAUGGUCUUGUCUGUGUCAAUUUGAAGCAAUUUACAAUAAAUACUUUGCUAAUA